Molecule: messenger RNA, 1555 nt
Organism: Pezoporus flaviventris
Lineage: Eukaryota; Metazoa; Chordata; Aves; Psittaciformes; Psittacidae
Gene: PPP2R2B
Product: protein phosphatase 2 regulatory subunit Bbeta
Exons: 9
Coding region: 160-1491 (443 amino acids)
Biological process (GO): peptidyl-serine dephosphorylation
Cellular component (GO): protein phosphatase type 2A complex; cytosol
Molecular function (GO): protein binding; protein phosphatase regulator activity
Source: RefSeq, a predicted model, not a curated record
GCCGUGCCGUAUGGGAGGAGCCAGCGGGCUCCACCGCCCCUGCGCGCCGCCCCCCCCCGCCACCGCCGCGGCAUUUCGCGGCCGGCCGCCGCGGAGCAGGGCGCGGGGGGAUGAUGGAUCUGCGGCUGCUGAAGCCCCGCGCCCGCCAGCCCGCCGUCAAUGGAGGAGGACGUUGAGACCCGCAAGAUCAGCAGCAGUUUCCUGCGAGACCACAGCUAUGCCACGGAAGCUGACAUCAUCUCCACAGUUGAAUUUAAUCACACUGGAGAACUACUAGCAACAGGGGACAAGGGGGGCCGUGUUGUAAUAUUUCAACGUGAGCAGGAGAGCAAAAACCAGCCCCAUCGCAGGGGAGAGUACAAUGUCUACAGCACCUUCCAGAGCCACGAGCCGGAGUUCGAUUACUUGAAGAGUCUGGAGAUAGAGGAGAAGAUCAACAAGAUCCGAUGGCUCCCGCAGCAGAACGCAGCCUAUUUCCUGCUCUCCACCAAUGAUAAGACUGUGAAGCUAUGGAAAAUCAGCGAGCGGGACAAGAGACCAGAGGGAUACAACCUCAAGGAUGAGGACGGCCGUCUCCGAGACCCCUCCAUGAUCACCAUGCUACGGGUACCAGUGCUCCGGCCCAUGGACCUGAUGGUGGAGGCCACCCCUCGGCGGGUGUUUGCCAACGCACACACCUACCACAUCAACUCCAUCUCCGUCAACAGCGACUACGAGACCUACAUGUCAGCGGAUGACCUGAGGAUAAACCUGUGGAACUUUGAAAUCACAAAUCAAAGUUUUAACAUCGUGGACAUCAAACCAGCCAACAUGGAGGAGCUGACGGAGGUGAUCACGGCUGCCGAGUUCCACCCGCACCACUGCAACACCUUUGUCUACAGCAGCAGCAAAGGCACCAUCCGGCUGUGUGACAUGCGCACCUCCGCGCUCUGCGACCGCCACGCCAAGUUUUUUGAAGAGCCCGAGGACCCAAGUAACCGGUCGUUCUUUUCCGAGAUCAUCUCCUCCAUCUCCGAUGUCAAGUUCAGCCACAGCGGGAGGUACAUCAUGACCCGGGACUAUCUCACCGUCAAGGUGUGGGACCUCAACAUGGAGAACCGGCCCAUCGAGACCUACCAGGUUCAUGACUACCUGCGGAGCAAGCUGUGCUCGCUCUAUGAGAACGACUGCAUCUUUGACAAGUUCGAGUGCGUCUGGAACGGCUCUGACAGUGUCAUCAUGACCGGCUCCUACAACAACUUCUUCCGCAUGUUCGACCGCAACACCAAGCGGGACGUGACGCUGGAGGCCUCGCGGGAGAACAGCAAACCCCGCGCCAUCCUCAAGCCCCGCAAGGUCUGCAUUGGAGGCAAGCGGAGGAAGGACGAGAUCAGCGUGGACAGCCUGGACUUCAGCAAAAAGAUCCUGCACACAGCCUGGCACCCCACCGAGAACAUCAUCGCUGUGGCAGCCACCAAUAACCUGUACAUAUUCCAGGACAAGGUUAACUAGGAGGACAGUUGCUCUCUAGGAGUCUCAUGUAUGAACACGAGUAAACGCAAGAUUUCAAACAGUU